Messenger RNA from Diaporthe amygdali, 2823 nucleotides. RefSeq lists its product as uncharacterized. The coding region runs from base 1 to 2823 and encodes 940 amino acids. The transcript is spliced from 5 exons. NCBI's taxonomy places the organism in Eukaryota, Fungi, Ascomycota, Sordariomycetes, Diaporthales, Diaporthaceae. The record is from RefSeq and is a predicted model, not a curated record.
AUGUCUCCCACUCACUCUAUCGACAGCUCUAUCCUCGGGGCGGUUGGGCCGAGUACUCUCCCUCAAACUCCUGGUGCUUCUCAAGAUCCAGAUCAUAUUGCCUUCCACCCCAUCCAUCCUCCUCGCGCACAUUUCCAACGCGAAAGUCUCUCAUCCAGGACUCCUCCUCGCUCACGGCCAGCCUCGCUACACACAACUGGAUCGUCAUCAGGCAAUGGCUACGAUGAUGAGUUUCGCUACCGCACUAUGGUCAGCUACCUGGCCAACAGAGUAUCUGCCAACGGAUGGAUGCCACAGCCGGCUAUUAAGGACCCAUCACAUGGCCUUGGUGUUUUAUUACGACAGUCCAGAGGAAACUACGUCUGCUGCCCAGAGAACAUUUACGACGAGCUCCUCUUUGCAGUACAGCGCCUGAAUGUCGGGGUUGCCGUAACCAUGAAGCCAGAGAUGCUGGCCGGUAUCAUCGCCAAUCUUUAUCCAGGCCAACAGGAACUUCGACUAAAAGGAGGCUCUCAGCUCCAGAUCCUCGACUCCCUUGCCGCCGUCACAUCCUCUGGAGUGAAGAAAUUCCAAUACGGCGCGAUUCUCCGACACGAAGGAGUGCUCCUCGUCUGGCAGGAUGAGAUCCAGCACAUCCUGGCCCAUGCCCAGAGGAUGGAGGAUAAGCUGUUGACCUACGUCUGGGGCCGCAACUCGGGAAUGCACACUCCCAUAGCAUCCCCCUUUGCUGGCGCCAGUCCAUUCCAGUCGCCAUCAGAUUCCGUGUCAAACUUUUCAAUGUUCCCUGAGAAAGGAGGCGUCGGCAUUCAGGUUCAGGAUCAUGGGGACGUCGGCGACGAGGACGAAGAAAAGGAUUCACCGGAGCGCCCGGAGUCUGUCAAUCGACCUUUCAUGUUACACAGUGCCUUCUUCGUCGGCAUGGGAGUAUGCCUUGCAAUCGUUCUCGUCUACGGUUUCUCAAUCGGCGAGCUGGUAUCCGAAUGCAUGAUGGACGGCCAAUGGAUCAGGUUGGCGUUGAUCGCCGCCUGCCCCUUCCUGAUGUUCGCCGGCUUGUUCUUCUUCCAAGUCAUCUUUGGCGACAUUUGGCAAAUGGUUGGUCCUCUGAACGGCCUCAAGACGAAUUCCCGGCACUAUUCUUGUAUCAAGCCGUCCAUGAAGACUGCUUACUCCCUCGGAUUCAGCCCACCCCACAUCACGAUUCAGAUGCCCGUCUACAAGGAGGGCAUGGAAAGCGUCAUUAUACCUACUGUCAAGUCCUUACAAGCUGCCAUCUCCUUCUACGAGUCUCGCGGAGGCACCGCGUCAAUCUUCAUCAAUGAUGACGGCAUGCGCGCCGGCAUGUCCGAUGACGAAGCCCAGGCCCGACGAGAUUUCUAUCACGACAACAACAUCGGCUGGGUCGCGAGGCCGAAGCACGGCGAGGACGGCUUCGAGCGAAAGGGCAAGUUCAAGAAGGCCUCGAACAUGAACUUUGCCCUGAAUCUAUCCCAACAAGUCGAAGGUUAUCUCCAGGAAGCAGUCGAUGCUCGAUGCGCACGGCAGCCCGGGCAUCGCGACUCGGAUCCUGCGAUGCUGGAAGAGCAGGAGCUGGACGAUCUUUACCAUGAGUCUCUGGGCCGUGCUCUCAGGGAGAAUCCCAGAGCCAUGGCGGAGGGAGACAUCCGCAUUGGCGAAUUCAUCCUUAUCGUCGACUCUGAUACCCGUGUGCCCGUUGAUUGCCUGCUCUACGGCGCGGCAGAAAUGUUCCUCUCUCCUGAGGUUGCCAUCGUGCAGCACUCGACUGGUGUCAUGCAGGUCGCUUGGGACUACUUCGAGAAUGGCAUUACCUUCUUCACUAACAUGGUCUACACUGCCAUUCGGUUCUCUAUCGGGUCUGGUGAAGUGGCCCCUUUCGUGGGUCACAAUGCCUUCCUGCGCUGGGCCGCCGUUCAAGAUGUCGGUGUCGUCGAGGAAAAUGGGGACCUCGCUUAUUGGUCCGAGAGCCACGUAUCUGAGGACUUCGAUAUCGCCCUCCGAAUGCAGAUCAAGGGCAGCACUGUUCGCAUUGCUAGUUACCAUGGUGAUGGAUUCAAGGAGGGCGUCUCCUUGACUAUCUACGACGAAAUUGCUCGAUGGCAAAAGUAUGCGUACGGUUGCAGUGAAAUGGUUUUCAACCCAUUAUACAAGUGGCCGACCAAGGGUCCCUUUACCAAGCUCAUCCGGACCUUCCUGGGCUCACGAAUGAUGUUGUCAUCCAAGAUCAGUGUGUUUGCCUACAUCUGCUCCUACUUCGCCAUCGGAGUUGGCCUGCCAAUGACAGUCCUUAACUACUUCCUGGUUGGCUGGUUCGAUGAUAGCUUGGACCACUUCUAUCUCCCCUCGUGGAAAGUCUUCGUCUCGCUCUUGGUUGUCUUCAACCUUGCUGGUGGCCUCUCCCUUGCAGUCAUCCGAUAUCGAACCGGCGAGCGGUCACUUCUUGCUUCCAUUGUUGAGAACUUCAAGUGGACGCCGAUGAUGGCGAUCUUCUUUGGUGGUCUGUCCUUCCACGUCAGCUGUGCCCUGCUCGCCCAUUUACUACACAUCAACAUGCAAUGGGGGGCGACAUCCAAAGAGAAGGAGAACUCGAACUUCUUUCAAGAGGUGCCCAAGAUUCUGAAGUCAUUCAAGUACUUGUAUGUCUUCGUGAUUCUAUUCACGGGUGGUAUGAUCUACUUGUCACUCUUCGCACCUAGAGGCUGGGAGAUAGUGGACUUCACAGCAAUUGUGCCUAUGGCAGUCGUAUUAGGCAGUCACGCUCUCACGCCUAUCGUUCUGAACCCGUCUCUCAUGAUUUUCAACUACUAA